GUUGAGGCUUUGGGAGAGGGAGGGUGUGGGAUAAUUUGGGAAACGUACUGCCUAUUUUUGUGGGAUCCGGGGAGGAAGCCCUGAGUGGAUUGACUCUGGAAAAGAAUGGGACGGGUCGGCUAAGUCCUGGAAGGUUCUGGUUCUGGUUUCAGAGUCCGGUGGUGUGUGUGUGUUGAGGCUUGGGAUCUCGACCGAACCAGGAGGCCGGACGUGGGAGGGGUGGUUUCACGGUGGCAUACACUCUUGCCCGAAUAUUUUGGCCAUUUCACUUGCUUUGCAGGCGCCGGGCGUUUUUCUGCGGAGCACGUGUUUCUUUUUAUUUACAGUCGUUUUAAAGUAUUGGGAUUUGAAAUCGAGUGAGUUCUCUGACUUAUUUGAGCACACGACCCAGGAGUACUUGGAGAAAAAACUGGUUCCAGAGGACCUAGACUGACGGUAGAUAUGAGUCCUGCAGAUGCCCUUGACGAUGAAAAUACAUUUAAAAUCUUAGUUGCAACAGAUAUUCAUCUGGGAUUUAUGGAGAAAGAUGCAGUCAGAGGAAAUGACACAUUUGUAACAUUUGAUGAGAUUUUAAGACUUGCCCAGGAAAAUGAAGUGGAUUUUAUUUUGUUAGGUGGUGAUCUUUUUCAUGAAAAUAAGCCCUCAAGAAAAACAUUACAUACCUGCCUCGAGUUAUUGAGAAAAUAUUGCAUGGGUGAUCGUCCUGUACAGUUUGAAAUUCUCAGUGAUCAGUCAGUCAACUUUGGUUUUAGUAAGUUUCCGUGGGUGAACUACCAAGAUGACAAUCUCAACAUUUCGAUUCCAGUGUUCAGUAUUCAUGGCAAUCAUGAUGAUCCCACAGGGGCAGAUGCCCUGUGUGCCCUGGACAUACUAAGCUGUGCUGGAUUUGUAAAUCACUUUGGACGUUCAGUGUCUGUGGAGAAGAUAGACAUUAGUCCAGUUUUGCUCCAAAAAGGAAGUUCCAAAAUUGCUUUAUAUGGCUUAGGGUCCAUUCCAGAUGAAAGGCUCUAUCGAAUGUUUGUCAAUAAAAAGGUAACAAUGUUGAGACCAAAAGAAGAUGAGAACUCUUGGUUUAACUUAUUUGUGAUUCAUCAGAACAGGAGUAAACACGGAAAUACUAACUUCAUUCCAGAACAAUUUUUGGAUGACUUCAUUGAUCUUGUUAUCUGGGGCCAUGAACAUGAGUGUAAAAUAGCUCCAACCAAAAAUGAACAACAGCUCUUUUAUGUAUCACAACCUGGAAGUUCAGUGGUUACUUCUCUUUCCCCAGGAGAGGCUGUAAAGAAGCAUGUUGGUUUGCUGCGCGUUAAGGGAAGGAAGAUGAAUAUGCAGAAAAUUCCUCUCCACACAGUGCGGCAGUUUUUUAUGGAGGAUAUUGUUCUGGCCGAUCAUCCAGACAUUUUUAACCCAGAUAAUCCUAAAGUAACCCAGGCCAUACAAAGCUUCUGUUUGGAGAAGAUUAAAGAAAUGCUUGAAAAUGCUGAGCGAGAACGUCUGGGAAACUCUCGACAGCCAGAGAAGCCUCUCAUACGACUUCGAGUGGACUAUAGUGGAGGUUUUGAACCUUUCAGUGUUCUUCGCUUUAGCCAGAAAUUUGUGGAUCGGGUAGCUAACCCAAAAGAUGUUAUCCAUUUUUUCAGGCACAGAGAACAAAAGGAAAACACAGGAGAAGAAAUCAACUUUGGGAAGUUAAUCACAAAACCUUCAGAAGGCACAACUCUAAGAGUAGAAGACCUUGUAAAACAGUAUUUUCAAACUGCGGAAAAGAAUGUGCAGCUCUCACUUCUAACCGAAAGGGGAAUGGGCGAAGCAGUACAAGAAUUUGUGGACAAGGAAGAAAAAGAUGCCAUAGAGGAAUUAGUGAAAUACCAAUUGGAAAAAACACAGCGAUUUCUUAAAGAACGUCAUAUUGAUGCCUUAGAAGAUAAAAUCGACGAAGAGGUACGCCGUUUCAGAGAAAGCAGGCAAAAAAACACUAAUGAAGAAGAUGAUGAAGUUCGAGAGGCUAUGACUAGGGCCAGAGCCCUCAGAUCUCAGUCCGAGGACUCUGCUUCCGCCUUUAGUGCUGAGGACCUUAUGAGUAUAGAUCUGGCAGAACAGAUGGCUGAUGACUCUGAUGAUGACAUCACAGCAGCAGCCAACAGAGGAAGAGGCCGAGGAAGAGGCCGACGGGGAAGAGGGCAGAGUUCAGCCUCGAGAGGAGGGUCUCAGAGAGGAAGAGGAAGCAGUAGUCUGGAUACUUCUACUCGAAGCAGAAGUUCAAAGGCUGCUGUGUCAACAUCUAGAAAUAUGUCUAUUAUAGAUGCCUUUAAAUCUACAAGACAGCAGCCUUCCCGAAAUGUUGCUACUAAGAAUUAUACAGAGAUGAUUGAGGUGGAUGAGACGGAUGAAGAAGAAGACAUGUUUCCUACCACUUCAAAAACAGAGCAGAGGUGUCCGAGCACAUCAUCAUCAUCAAGCAAGCGCAUGUCCCAAAGCCAAAUAGCUAAAGGGGUCGAUUUUGAAUCAGAUGAGGAUGACGACGAUGAUCCUUUUAUGAACACUAGCUCUUUAAGAGGAAACAGAAGAUAAUAAUGGCAGUUUGAAGCAUUCAAGGUUCAGGAAAAAUCAAAACACUGCAAGCAAACAGUUUACAGUUGAAGAUUUUUUUUAAGUAUUGCUGUUAAUUAAAGAAUUUGAAAGAGACUUACUUAACAGAGAAACUUAACGUAUAAGAAUUUGUGUUUUGACGUAUCAUUUCAUGAACAUGACUCCUUUAAUUGAGAAACAUCCCAAUUUGAGGACAUCCAGAAUGGCACUGGUUCUCCAUACUUUUUAAUCUAGUUCUUAACAUUACCUGGGGAUGCUCUACAAGAUCAGAAUGUUUUCUUUACAUAUAUUAGCGUACAUCUAACUGAAUGAGGGCUUUGCUUAAAUACCAUUCUUGAGUGAGGAUUAACAAAUCUGUCACUCUGUGUUUCUGCUUCAUUAUCAAAGACUGUCAGUAUUUUAAUGUAGUUACAUGUAACCAAAGUUGCGGAAAAGAGCUUAUAAAACUUAACCUCCUUGUAAUUUUAAUAAUUUCUAAAGAUUCUGGAUUUCCUGAAGGUAAAACAAUCUGUAAAACCAUGCCUAAGCUCAUUGUUUGUUACUAAGUGUUGUUCUUUUUCUAUUGUUUGUGAUCGUGUCAGCCACUGAGACUUUGAAUGUUAGAUGUAUCUUAUACUUUGAAUAAUUAGAUAUAUUUGUAUUAAAAAAUAGAGCAGUCUCUGAA
Messenger RNA from Acinonyx jubatus (cheetah), 3253 nucleotides. RefSeq names its product MRE11 homolog, double strand break repair nuclease (gene MRE11). Gene Ontology annotation, molecular function: 3'-5'-DNA exonuclease activity; manganese ion binding; DNA endonuclease activity. Lineage: Eukaryota; Metazoa; Chordata; Mammalia; Carnivora; Felidae. Gene Ontology annotation, cellular component: nucleus; Mre11 complex. Gene Ontology annotation, biological process: telomere maintenance; double-strand break repair via nonhomologous end joining; mitochondrial double-strand break repair via homologous recombination. The record is from RefSeq and is a predicted model, not a curated record. Bases 442 to 2571 code for a protein of 709 amino acids. The transcript has 20 exons.